CGAAUAUAUAUGUUACAAAAGCUUAGAGAGGUGAUCAGAGCUUUGCAUUACAUAAAUUUUCAUUCCUAUUCAUUUCGUUAAUUUUCCAACGUGCUUUUGCAUGCCAUUAUAACUUAUGGAAAACCUAAAACCAAACCCGGCGAACUCUUCUCCACUAACCCCACUGGGAUUCCUGGAAAGAGCGGCGAUCGUCUAUGGCGACUGCCCUUCUGUUGUCUACAAUGACACCUCCUACACAUGGUCGGAAACCCACCAGCGGUGCUUGCGCGUGGCCUCCUCCAUUGCCGUUUCUCUCGGAAUCAAGAGUGGCCAAGUCGUCUCCGUCGUCGCUGCAAACGUCCCGGCCAUGUACGAGCUCCACUUUGCCGUCCCCAUGGCCGGCGCCAUUCUCAACAACAUCAACACACGCCUGGAUGCCCACACCGUCUCCGUCAUGCUCGGCCAUAGCGAGUCCAAGCUUGUCUUUGUAGACCAACUCUCACAAAACCUUGUCCUCGACGCCAUCUCAAUGCUCCCACUCAACACUCCGAUUCCUCUUCCUGUUCUCAUCACCGACUCGGCUCCUGACGUUGAUGAUCAACUUCAUGAUCGCUUUCUUUGUAGUUACGAAGACCUGGUGACGAAUGGUGAUCCGGGGUUCCGGUGGGUCCGACCGAAGAGCGAGUGGGACCCGAUAGUAUUGAAUUACACCUCCGGUACAACAUCGUCUCCUAAGGGUGUCGUCCAUUGCCACAGAGGGGCUUUCAUCGUCGCUCUUGACUCACUCAUAGACUGGGGAGUGCCCAAGCAGCCUGUAUAUCUUUGGACGCUCCCCAUGUUCCACUCAAACGGUUGGAGCUACCCUUGGGGAAUGGCGGCCGUCGGCGGCACAAACGUAUGCCUCCGAAAAUUCGACGGUCCCACGAUCUUCCACCUCAUCAGACGGCACAGCGUCACUCACAUGGGCGGUGCACCCGUCGUGCUCAACAUGUUGUCCAACACUCCCGACGUCGAACCCCUCAAAAACCCGGUCCACAUCAUGACCGGCGGCGCACCGCCGCCAGCUCCUGUGCUCCACCGGACCGAGUCGUUAGGUUUCAUAGUCUGUCACGGAUACGGACUGACCGAGGUAAUGGGAGUUGUGGUGUCGUGCGCCUGGAAACAUGAGUGGAAUAGGCUUCCCGCGACGGAGCGUGCCCGGCUAAAGUCCCGACAAGGUGUGAGGACGACGGCAACGGCAGAGAUCGACAUUGUUGAUCCAAACACAGGUAUGAGCGUGAAGAGAGAUGGAAUGAGCUUGGGGGAGAUAGUUGUAAGAGGAGGGUGCGUUAUGUUAGGGUACCUUAAAGACUCUGAGGCUACUGAAAGAUGUAUAAAUAGCAAGGGAUGGUUAUACACAGGCGAUGUGGGGGUGAUGCAUUCAGACGGGUAUAUGGAGAUCAAGGACAGAUCAAAGGAUGUGAUUAUAAGUGGGGGAGAAAACGUGAGCAGUGUGGAGGUGGAGUCGGCGCUCUAUGCACAUCCGGCAGUUCACGAGGCGGCAGUAGUGGCACGGCCGGAUGAGUUCUGGGGGGAGACGCCGUGUGCUUUCCUGUCGUUGAAAAAUGGAGCGACAAGAAAGCCGACGGAGGAGGAGAUCUUCGAGUACUGCAGGAGGAAGUUGCCGCAUUACAUGGUGCCGAAAUCGGUAGUGUUUAAGGAAGAGCUUCCGAAGACUUCGACUGGGAAGAUUCAAAAGUUUGUGUUGAAAGAGAUUGCCAAGGCUAUGGGGUCCAGCACUUUGGCAGGAGUCAGUCGGAGUCGGAUGUAGCUAAGAGUUGACUUGUGCGAUCUCAUUUUCAUUUCAGCUGUUCCUCCAAUUAAAUUUUAACAUUUUAUUUACUUGCUUAGGUUU
Molecule: messenger RNA, 1873 nt
Organism: Morus notabilis
Lineage: Eukaryota; Viridiplantae; Streptophyta; Magnoliopsida; Rosales; Moraceae
Product: probable acyl-activating enzyme 6
Exons: 1
Coding region: 116-1789 (557 amino acids)
Source: RefSeq, a predicted model, not a curated record